Molecule: messenger RNA, 1450 nt
Organism: Aegilops tauschii subsp. strangulata
Lineage: Eukaryota; Viridiplantae; Streptophyta; Magnoliopsida; Poales; Poaceae
Source: RefSeq, a predicted model, not a curated record
GCUGCAAGGAGUGGCAAGAACACUACUACUGGGAGCACAUGGAUGUGAAGAUCAGGUUCUGCAAGCUCAUGACACGAGAUCUCGCGCAGGGCAUUGCCAAGUUGAGCAUAUGUUAGAUGGUCUAGAUGACAUGGAUGGUGUCGAGGAUGUGCGUUUUGAUGAGCUCAUAGGCAUGCAAGGCGUAGUAUUUCACUUGGUUGGGAACGCAAUUACACGCAUACCGGACAAGUUUGCGAGCAGUUUCAUCAGACAGAUGCAGACCUCAGAGGGGCUCGACCUGAAACUGAAAGCACCGAGCGGUGAGACAUGGCAUGUGGGUGUCAGCAAGGUUGCCAAUGAGCUGUUCUUGAGGUCAGGAUGGGGAGGUUUCGCUAAGGCUCAUGAACUGCAGGAGAAUGACCUCUUGCUCUUCACAUGCACUGGCAAUGCCUCCUUCGAGGUCCUAAUCUUCGACCCGAGUGGCUGCGAGAAACUGUCUCCUCUCUUCGCCGGCAGAAUGCGCAAACACUUUGACAAUAUGGUGGGUCAAGGCGGCGUUGAGCAAUACCCUGAUUCUGAUGAUACUAGGGUGCCGUCUCAGUUUGUUGGAUCCCCUCAAAAGGCCUCUACUUCAAGAAAAUGCAGUGGCAAAACUAAAUCAAGCAAAGAGCUUCCUGAAUCACCAAGCAGCACCAGCUGUCAUGUUAAGCUUGAGGCAACUGAGGAACAGAAGAGUGAUGAUGACACAUGCACUGAGCCCGGUUACUACUCUUCGAGGACUGCAAGUCAGCUAAAUGAGGAUGAAAAACAGGAAAUCAUGGAGCGUGCUUCCAUCCGACCGGGGAAUCCCGCAUUCGUGGUGGUUCUGCUGAUGACCCAUCUCCAACGCAAGAACAACUUUCUGACCAUCCCCAGUAAAUUUGCAGCUGAUCAUCUUCAGAGCAAGCCGCGUGAGGUCCUGCUGCUUAGGCUGAGCAGAGAAGACAAGUGGCAUGUCAGGUGCUACUAUUCCAGCAGGACCAGAUGCUUCAACUGCCAACGUUGGGUCAAGUUUGUGAGGGACAAUGGGCUGCGCGAGGGCGACGUCUGCGUCUUUGAGCUGAUCAAAGGCGCAAGGAAGAUGACAACGAUGACCGUCCAUGUCGCCAGGAGGAAGAAAGAUGGCCGGUUUGUCGCCGGACAAUGGGCUGCGCGAGGGCGACGUCUGCGUCUUUGAGCUGAUCAAAGGCGCAAGGAAGAUGACAACGAUGACCGUCCAUGUCGCCAGGAGGAAGAAAGAUGGCCGGUUUGUCACCGUGGGCUAAUUAUAAGUUCCUGCCCACCCUUUCUCCUACAUUUUGGUAUGCAAUAUGUUGUACCGACCUGCCACUCCAAACUGAACCUGCUGUACCUGGUGAUGCAUUUGCAUGAAAAUGCAAUGGCACAUUUUUUAGCCUUGUUAAUGAUAAUCAUGCUAACAAGCACUUCAUUA